GUCUCCUCAGCCAUGUCAAUCCCUCCUGGAGUCUCCUUCGUUCUCCGUGUCCUGCUCGUAUUAUGCUUCGCGCCAGCGUGCGUCGUGACGGCCGCAAGCCUACUCUGGCGAACAACGCUCUUGACAAUUCCGACUUCGCUGGUCAUAUUCCUCGCAGUCAUCAGCACGCCCUUGGCGAUAUGUGUGCGUGUCUCGUACCGGCAGUGGAAAUAUCAGCGUGCUGCUGCACGCCUCGGCGCCAUCCUACCCCCGCGCUGGGCGGGCAAAAGGCUCGGCAAUUUGGACCUGACGAAGCAGAUGUUGCAGACAAUGAAGACCGGGUAUACUGCGGACUUUGCAUGGAAGGCAUUCAAUAAUCUGGGAAACACGGUCCAGAUCAACAUCUUGUGGGACACGUCGUAUAUGACGUGCGAUCCCAACAUUAUCAAGUGUGUCCUUGCGACUGAAUUCAACAAUUAUGAGAAAGGCGAUAUCUUCAAGCAGCAGAUGGCAUCUGUCCUCGGGACGGGCGUGUUCAACUCCGAUGGAUGGCACCGCGCGAUGACACGCCCAUUCUUCAACAAGGACCGUAUCAGCCACUUUGAGCUGUUCGACCGCCGCAGUGUGCAAGCUAUUGCCAAAAUGACUGAACGUUUCCGCUCAGGGUAUGCGGUCGACUUCCAGGACCUCGUGUCUCGCUUCACAAUUGACUCGGCAACUGAGUUCCUCUUCGACUCUUGCGUCGACUCACUCCAGCAGCCCCUCCCGUAUCCUCACAAUGGGCGACCGACGCCAUUCGCGCAGCCCGCAGGCGCCCCGGUCGCCCUUGCUCCCUCACGAGCAGAGGCAUUUGCAACUGCAUUCAUGCGCGCGCAGAUUGUGCUCGCUGAGCGUGCGACAAUGGGCCGCAUCUGGCCUCUGUUUGAGACGCGGAAGAACCGCACGGAUGAGUACAUGUGCGUUGUGAACGAGUACCUGGACCCGAUUUUGAAGGACGCCUUGCGGCGGAAGGAGAUGGCCAGCAGCGAGGGAGGCGUAAGCGGUGACAAGCAGAGCGAUGAUAUCGAUGGAGAGACCCUCUUGGACCAUCUAGUUCGACUGACAAGUGAUCCAGUCGUGUUGCGUGACGAAGUGCUCAACAUCCUCAUCGCGGGACGCGACACCACUGCUGGCACACUGACAUUUGCGGUGUAUUUCUUGUGCAUGUACCCUGAGGUGUUCAAGCGGUUGCGCGCAGAGGUCUUGGAGAACGUCGGUUCGCGUGGGCGCCCGACUUAUGCAGACAUCAAGGAGAUGCGGUACUUGCGAGCUGUCAUCAAUGAGACGAUGCGAUUGUAUCCUGUCGUACCAUUCAAUAUAAGAUUGUCGAUCAACGAGAGCACCCUGCCGAAUCCUGACCCAAAUGGCAAGCCGUUUUACGUACCACCCAAGACCAUGGUCACGUACACGGUAUUUGGGAUGCAUCGCAGGAAGGAGUACUGGGGUCCCGAUGCGGACGAAUUCGACCCAGACCGAUUCCUCGACGAGCGCGUCGCGAAAUAUCUUACAAAGAAUCCGUUCAUAUUCCUUCCAUUCAACGCCGGCCCACGCAUCUGCCUCGGGCAACAGUUCGCGUAUAACGAGAUGUCCUUCUUCUUGAUCAAGCUACUCCAGCACUUUUCUGCGAUGCAGCUCGCGCCCGAGGCUGCACCCCCCGAAUCGCUGCCUCCCGCAGAGUGGGCGUCCACCGGAUGGGGCCGCAAGCGGUUCGAGCGAUUCUGGCCAAAGUCGCACCUGACUCUGUAUUCCAAUGGCGGUAUGUGGGUCAAGAUGACCGAGGCCGACGGUCUCGGCAAAGACGGCCUGGCUGUCGAUAUCUGAACUAAGAUUCUGGUCGGCGACGACUGCGAAAUAUGCUGACUCGAACCGAAUGCUGACACAAUAUGUGAAGUGUUGUAAGAUAUUGUUGUAACUGCUAACGUCUUUGAUGUACUUUGUAUGAACGCAGUAUCUAUCAUCGUGAACAGAGCCACACCCUUU
This is a messenger RNA of Postia placenta MAD-698-R-SB12, 1998 nucleotides long. RefSeq lists its product as hypothetical. Bases 13 to 1839 code for a protein of 608 amino acids. The transcript has 14 exons. Gene Ontology annotation, molecular function: monooxygenase activity; oxidoreductase activity, acting on paired donors, with incorporation or reduction of molecular oxygen; heme binding. Lineage: Eukaryota; Fungi; Basidiomycota; Agaricomycetes; Polyporales; Adustoporiaceae. The record is from RefSeq and is a predicted model, not a curated record.